Linepithema humile (Argentine ant) is the source of this 1870-nucleotide messenger RNA. NCBI's taxonomy places the organism in Eukaryota, Metazoa, Arthropoda, Insecta, Hymenoptera, Formicidae. The record is from RefSeq and is a predicted model, not a curated record.
AUGCAUCGCCUCUCCGUUUUCAUUACGGCGUUGGUCGCUCUGACUACCGCGGUAUCUGCCGAGAAUGCAAGCAGAGAUUGGUACAAGAACAGUCUCGUGUAUCAGGUUUAUCCGCGAAGUUUCAAAGAUAAUAAUGGGGACGGGAUCGGCGACUUGGACGGUAUCACGAGUAAGUUGGAAUACAUCGCGGACAUCGGCGCCGACGCGUUAUGGCUGUCGCCGAUCUACACCAGUCCGCAAUUCGAUUUUGGUUACGACAUCUCUAAUUAUACCGACGUCGACAGGGAUUACGGUACCUUGACCGAUUUCGACAAGCUUGUGGCCCGUGCGAAGUCCCUCGGAUUGAAGGUAAUCCUUGACUUCGUACCCAAUCACAGCUCUCACGAGCACGAAUGGUUCAAGAAGAGCGUUCUACGGAUCAAGCCCUACGACGAGUAUUACGUCUGGCGCGACGCGAAGAUGGUAAAUGGCACUCGGAAGCCACCAAACAAUUGGCUGAGCGUUGUCCAAGGUUCCGCCUGGGAAUGGAAUCCGGUACGAAAACAGUAUUACCUACAUCAGUUCAACGUUGCUCAAGCGGAUCUCAACCAUCGUAGCGCCGCGCUGCAACGAGAGAUGACGAACGUGCUAAAUUUCUGGAUGGAUCGCGGUAUAGAUGGCAUUCGCAUCGAUACCGUUAGUCAUCUAUUUGAAGACCCCCGUUUCCCGGACGAGCCCCGAAGAAACGAAUCCGGCUUACCAGACGACGACUACGAAACCUUGGACCACAUUUAUACGAGAAAUCUAGUCGAGAUUUACGAUGUUCUCCGAUCCUGGCGGAACUUGCUGGAUAAUCACUCGAAAACGUUCGACACGAAAAUGAUUCUGACUGAGGCCGACACGGAUUUCGCAUUGUACUAUGAAUCGGGCUCGAACGUGCCGUUCAACUUUAUGCUCAUCCUCGACCUGAAUAACAAAUCCAGCGCGGCCGAUUUCAAGCGCUCCAUCGACAGCUGGAUGAAUAUCAUGCCUAAAAAUCCAGCGUACGUCGCGAACUGGGUCGUGGGAAAUCACGAUAAUCAUCGCGCGGCUUCCCGAUUCGGCGAGAAGCGGGCCGAUCAGCUCUCCAUGCUCGCGAUCGUUUUACCCGGCGUGAGCGUGAUUUACAACGGCGACGAGAUCGGCAUGCUCGACAGGAAUUUUACGUAUGCGGAAACCGUGGAUCCCGUCGGAUGCAUAGCUGGACCCAAUAGAUAUCAUUUAAAAUCGAGGGAUCCGGCAAGAACGCCUUUUCAAUGGGACAACAGCACCAGCGCCGGCUUCUCUGCCAACAAUAAAACGUGGCUUCCGGUGCACAGCAAUUACAAGAGUCUGAAUUUGGCAGCGCAAAAGACCGCGACGGUGUCCCAUUACAAAGUAUUUAAGUCUCUGUCGCGAUUGAAAAGGAAGCCUGUUAUCGAGCAGGGUUCCACGGAGACCGUUCUGGUUACCGAGAAAAUCCUGGGGGUAGUGCGACGACACGGGGUGUCCGUCGUGGCGCUUAUGGUUAACUUCGCAGACACGCCGGUCGCCGUCGAUGCUAGAACUUGGAUGAAUAUUCCAGGGCAGUUGAUCGUCUAUGCGUCCAGCGUGCACUCCGAGCUGCUUGCAGAAUCGCGCGUUGACACGACUCACAUCACUGUGCCCGGCUCGGCCUCCGUUGUGCUCACCACAGCAGAUUUGGUUUAGUAAAUUCCCGCCUAUCUCUCGUGCUCAUGGAUAACCCACCGGUAACGCGAAGUUUGGGAUAUAUAUGUAUAGACGUAUGUAUCAAGCCACUAUGGACGGAUCGUCUUGUAUGAAAUUGAGAAUAAAUACACAGAGCCAAGUGAUAUUUCAUUUCAUGCGAACA